Loxodonta africana (African savanna elephant) is the source of this 1370-nucleotide messenger RNA. RefSeq names its product coiled-coil domain containing 196 (gene CCDC196). The record is from RefSeq and is a predicted model, not a curated record. NCBI's taxonomy places the organism in Eukaryota, Metazoa, Chordata, Mammalia, Proboscidea, Elephantidae. Bases 92 to 949 code for a protein of 285 amino acids. The transcript has 10 exons.
CAGAAGCACAAAAAUGAUGACUUGAUAGGAAGAAAAGGCACUGUAUUUUAAGAAGACCUCUUUAUUCUUAAAGUAGAAGUUCCCCUUCAAGAUGAUGAAUGGUGGAAACUCUUCAGGAUCAUGCCUGCACUCAAAAACUAGAAUUUCUAAAGCAGAUGACAAUUACUUAGAGGAAUUGAGUGAAGACUUAAACCUAAGGAAGCAGGAACUGCUAGAGAUGCUUAAACCCUUAGAAGAUAAAAACAAUCUCUUAUUCCAGAAGUUAAUGUCUAACUUGGAGGAAAAACAAAGAAGUCUGCAGAUCAUGAGGCAAAUCAUGGCAGGAAAGUGUGCUCAUGAAUCCUCAGUAGUGGAGCUCAUCAAGGAAGCAGAAGAGAUGAAGCAGAACCUAGAAAAGAAAAACAAGAUGCUUCGGAAGGAAAUGGAGAUUUUAUGGAACAAGACAUUUGAAACAGAAGAACCCAGUGAUCAACAAAAAGCACCACAGAUAAAAAACAAGGUAAACUUGCAGGAUGGAAGAGCUCCCAAAUACCCCUCAUCAUCUAGGAAGACCAGGAGUGACCAGGAGACAUCAUGUACAGAGAAAGUGAAGGAGAUAAGGAAGGAAAAGCAACAGAGGAAAAUGGAAUGGGUCAGUUAUCAGGAACAAGCCAACAUCUUUCAGAAUGACUUUCAUGGCAAAGUGAUUGAGCUGAGAAUUGAAGCCUUGAAGAACUACCAGAAGGCCAAUGACCUGAAAUUAUCACUGUACUUACAGCAGAAUUUUGAGCCAAAGCAAGCAUUCUUAAAUCUUCGUGGGUCACAAGGUACUAUGGGCAGUGCAACUACAGGCAGAGCAACCACAGGCAGAAACGAACCUAAUGUGAGGAAUUUGGGAUCAAAGACCAACAAAGAACAAGGAGCCAAAGGAAGUCGGUUUGAUGAUAAGGAGGGCGGCUCUUUCUUCUGAGGUCACCGCCAGAUGAAGCUCUGGAGGAUUAGGAGGCUUUCACACCAUUUGCUUUGGACAGAUUUGAAGACUAGGCAUAGUCAUUUGUGUUAAUUAAAAUCUCUCAGACCUUUGUUUUAAUGCUACACUCCCUCCCUCCCCACACAAUCUGGGUGGAAAUGUUAGUUAAGUGCUUGGCCUUAAGCUUGUCAGGAAUUUAGUCAUUUAAGGAUUAUAAGCAGCUUCUGAUUAUUUGAUUGCUCUUGAAUUUGAAAUGACCAGGUUUGAGCCACAUUGAUGCUGUUAAUGAGUCCAUUAAAAGGAGCUUCUCUCCAUGUAUAAAGCAUUUAAUUCUGAGCAGAUCCACCAAACGUACAAAAAAGGAAAAUUAUAUGCCAUAAAGUCCCUGGGCGGUACGACUAACCUAAAGCUACUAACCUAA